Molecule: messenger RNA, 2025 nt
Organism: Fusarium falciforme
Lineage: Eukaryota; Fungi; Ascomycota; Sordariomycetes; Hypocreales; Nectriaceae
Product: Calpain catalytic domain-containing protein
Exons: 4
Coding region: 1-2025 (674 amino acids)
Biological process (GO): proteolysis
Cellular component (GO): cytoplasm
Molecular function (GO): calcium-dependent cysteine-type endopeptidase activity
Source: RefSeq, a predicted model, not a curated record
AUGGAAGCUCCGUUUUCAGCCCAUUCUAAACCUCGCCCCUGUCUCCAGUCAAAGAUGAAACCACUCAACCCUCAGGACCUUGUUUCUAAAUUUUGGUCCGAGUAUCAUUCUACAGCUCUGGGCAAAGUCACCUCCAUUUUCCCGCUGAGCCUCCACGAGUCGCUCCUAGGAGACGACAUAUCUCCUUACAACACGUCCGAAGGAGCCCAAACAUACGAAGAAGCAGCCCAGCGAUGUCGAUCUAAUGUAAAAGCCAUUUCCAGAGAGUGCGAGCGUACCAACUGCAAGUUCAGCGAUCCAGAAUUUGACAUCGAAAGCGAUUUUUCCGCCUGCGCUGACAACUGUCUGUUCGGCAUUGUGAGAGCCUGUGACAGUGGUGAUGAUGGUGAUGAUGACGAUGAUGGUCGACCUUUAAAGCCAGGUUCGGUUCAUCGUAUACCCUGGAUCUUUGAGAAGCCACAAUUCACCAUCAGUGACUUCUCCUCAGAUCUAAUACAAGGAGCCAGCAGGAACUGUUGGUGGCUUGCGGCGUUAGCAACUAUCAACUGUCGGAAGGACUUGAUGGAAAGGAUAUGUGUCGCCCGAGAUGAAGAGUGUGGUGUCUAUGGGUUUGUCUUUUACCGCGACGGGGAGUGGAUCUCAACAGUCGUGGAUGACAACCUAUAUCUCACGCAGGAGGAUUUUGAUCAGGAGAUAUAUGACGCUGCAGGCAAGAAGGCUAAGCUCUACAAGAAGCAGAAACAGUCAGGUUCAGACGCCCUCUUCUUCGCCAAGUGUGGAGAUGCCAAUGAGACCUGGCUGCCAUUGCUCGAGAAAGCGUUUGCUAAAAUCCACGGUGACUAUGAAGCGCUGGACGGUGGAUGGGCUGGUACAGCAGUUGAAGAUCUUACUGGCGGCGUCACUACUGUUCUUGCGGGUGAUAGGGUGCUUCGUAAGGAACGACUCUGGCGUGAAAUGGUGGGUAUGGGGGAAGGAGACUUUGUUUUCAAUCUAUCUGUGGGUAGUCAAGGUGACAAGCAUAGGAAUGGCCUUAUCUUGGGGCAUGACUAUUCUGUUCUUGAAGCUACAGAGGUGGAAGAUGAACUGGGAAAUAAGGUUUCCCUAGUGAAGAUCAGAAACCCUUGGGGCGAAAGGUGUGCAAGUGGCCAUGGAGAGUGGAACGGCCCGUGGUCUGAUGGCUCCGAGGAAUGGACAUCAUUUAUGAUGGAGAAGCUCCGGCAUAAAUUCAGUGAUAACGGCACCUUCUGGAUGUCCUUCCAUGACAUGCUAGAUAAUUUCCGUUGGAUUUAUAGGACUCGUCUCUUUGAUGAGGGCUGGAUCACAGCCCAACGAUGGAUGAGUGUCAAUGUACCAUGGCUAGGUGGCUACCUUGAUAAGAGGUUUGUUAUUGAAGUUCAAAAGGAGGGGAUGGUAGUCAUUGUUCUAUCCCAGUUGGAUGACCGAUACUUUCAAGGCCUUAAAGGACGGUACGAGUUCACCCUCCAUUUUACCCUGAGGUCUCUAGGAGGCAGGACGGCGAUUUGCCAAGUGCAAGCAGCCCCCCAAUGGAAUACACGGUCGGUGAAUUGUGAAAUCACACUUAAGCCUGGGAAAUACGAAGUUAUCCCCAACAUUGUUGCCGAGCAAGACGAGCAAGACAUGUCCGUCGAGAGAAUGAUACGUUUGGCCGCACUUACGAAUCCUUCGAAGCUCAGACAACUCGGAAAGCAAUAUGAUCGUGCUCAUGCUAAAGCAGGAAUCGCAGAUAACGAGAUAUCGUAUGACAGAAAGGAGGGCGGACCGGAGAGGAAGUCUGGGCUACCGGAGAUUAUACCUAAGCCAGUGGCAGAUACAUCCGGGUCAAAGGCCGAAGCCGAGUCCCUAUGCUCCAAUGCUAAUUCAGAUAGCGACUCUGACUCUUCUCAACAGCAGCCGUGGAACGCGGUAUGCAUUGUUGGCUUACGCACCUAUACCCAACAAGCAGGUAUCACGAUCAGCCUCGAGGGCGAUGAGGGGCAACGUAGCCAUGGUUACAGAAGGUGUUAA